AUGAAUAAAGCUAUCAGAGUAAGGUAUUCGAGUCUUGAUGAAUCUCGAACCAAUACUAAAAGAUAUUAAACUGUUUAUACAGUCACUGAUUCAAUAAAAACUUAAGUAAACAAUCUUAAGUUCAAUCAUCAUCCUUUAAGUUAUUACAUAUCAAGAAUUUGUAAAGAUAUAAAAGAAAUGCGUAAAUAUCGUACUGAUGCUUACAUUAAAAAUUAACUUACCAAAAUCUAUGCUUAAACUAUUCAUCUAAAAGAAAUUCAUGAUGUGUUCAAAGUGCCUAUUUAAUAUAUCAACGAAGAUCUUAUUCUCUCCAGAUGCACUUUAUAAUUGAUUUCUUAAAUGCCACAUCAAUAUACUCUUCGUCCUCAAUAAUAACUUACUCAUUUUAUUUAAUGGAUGGCCUAUUUCGAUGAAUAGGUCUAUUUAGAAAUGCAGAGAAUUCAUGAAGGGUAUUUAUUUCAAAUCUAAAGAAAUAUUCAAGAUCAAUACACAACAAAUGUAAUUAAACAAUAAUAAAUUAAACAUCAAAUACAUCCUAGAAAAAAAGAUAUGUAUAAUUAUGUGAAUAGACUCAUAACGAAGCCAUCUUUUAGAACUAUGAGUAGAAUAUCUGUCUUGGAGAAUUAUGAGACUAAAUUUGGUGAAUUUUAAUUAAUUACACCAUAUGCUCGAAGUUAUGCUAAACAGUUAGAUACUAUUUCUUAAAAUCUCAACACAAUUGAAUGA
Paramecium pentaurelia is the source of this 726-nucleotide messenger RNA. Lineage: Eukaryota; Ciliophora; Oligohymenophorea; Peniculida; Parameciidae. The record is from the annotation of a GenBank genome assembly.